UAUUUGAAUGAUUCGGCCACAGUCAUCCGAGAAAGAAAAAUCUUUAGCGGGCUAUAGAUUGAAAGCAUCUCUAUCUGCUGUCCCGAAAAGGCAUGUGGAUAGAGAUGGUUCUUGGUUUUGAACUCCGGACUAGAUCCAAUGACCAUUUUUAAAACCUUUGAUCACAUUUUUUUUACUGACUUCUUCAACCCUUUCUUCUCUUUCAACUUAUCGAAUGUACUGCGAACCAUACGUCGACGGUAUACCAUACGUACGAUGGAUACAUUUGGUAUUCGGCGAUUGUGUGUACGGUUGGCAAGAAUCUCUCAGCGUUUUACUCGGCUAUCUUUCAAUAUUGUGCUGGCUCAACGCUCAAAUGCCUCAGGUUGUCGAAAACUACAAACUGCGAUCCGCAGAGUCUCUGAGCUUCUCAUUCCUAUCAGUUUGGCUUACAGGCGACUUUGCUAAUCUCAUUGGUUGCAUCGUCUUGGAUCAACUUCCAUUUCAAAUAUAUCUUUCCAUUUACUUUAUCUUGGUGGAUACCGUAUUAUGUCUUCAAUGGAUAUGGUAUGUGCGGCUCGGGAAAGGCAUCCCAUUACCAGCUACCGCCGAGUCCGACGUUAAGGAUUUGGAUGGACCUCGUGAGCCACAGGUCAUUGACGUUCCCAGACCAUCGUCGUCACUUUCGGAAACGUCAGGCCUUAUUCCGUAUUCGCAAUCAGCAUCGCCCAGCAAAUGGUACACUCUUGCUCCGGCCACCAAAGACAAAUCGUCAGUCGUGUUGUUUGCCCUAUUCUUUCUUGUCAUGCAAACUCCCACCUCCACCCUUACUUCCAACUCCACACUAUCCGCAUUAUCAUCCCCUUCAACCUCAGACGACUCGACUCUUUGGAUGGGACGGUUCUUCGCUUGGCUGUGCACCUGUUUGUAUCUUUCCAGCCGCAUUCCACAAAUCCUCAAAAAUUACAAGCGGCGGUCGGUGCAAGGUCUCUCCAUCGCCUUGUUUUUGUUUGCCGCAUGCGGUAAUCUCACUUAUACACUCAGCAUUUUCACCAAUCCCCACAGCACUCGCGAAAGUUUGAUGGAAGCCAUACCCUAUAUCCUUGGAAGUGCUGGCACACUCCUGUUCGACAUGACCAUUUUCGCGCAAUAUGUGAUGUACAACUGGAUACAUCCGAAGACCACAGUGGCUAUAGAGUAAUCGGAUCCGGGACAUAGUGUCGUCAUUAGAUCGGAUGAUGUGCCUUUUUCUCCCUUUCUUGUACAGCGUGUAUAUACCCUUUUGUUUGUCAUUGACCUGUAGAUACAUUAUACGAACCUAUCGAAGCCAAUGUUGUCGAACAUUGAUGCGAGGUGAUGAGAUGGGUGAUACCAUCAUUUAGAGACAACAACAACAAUUAAAUAAACAU
Molecule: messenger RNA, 1388 nt
Organism: Umbelopsis ramanniana AG
Lineage: Eukaryota; Fungi; Mucoromycota; Umbelopsidomycetes; Umbelopsidales; Umbelopsidaceae
Exons: 4
Coding region: 215-1180 (321 amino acids)
Source: RefSeq, a predicted model, not a curated record